GGAGAGGCAGAGCAUUAACUCAGCCAGUGUGCAGCUGCUCUCUUAUUUAAUGGGGGGGUCUCUGGUCAGAAGGAGUCAGAAGUGCCUCCAGGAGAGCAGAAGCAUGACGGAGGAGCUGGGGCCGGGUUUCGAGGAAGCAGGCAGAGAGGAAAUGCCAGAGGCCAGGGCCAGGCUCGCCUCCAGGAGCAGAGCAUGCUUGGCUCUCAUCUGCUGUGUGCUGUCAGUUCUCAUCGUCACAGGACUUGGUACCUUCCUGGUGCUUGGCCAACUCCGGACCCCAGGAAAAGGCUGUAUACGGGCAAUACCAGAACAGACACCUGAACCUUCACCACAGCCAGUAUACACACCUUCCAGAGCCAAGCCAAGGGCACACCUGACAAUUCUUAAACAAACUCCAGGGCCACAUCUGCAAAAUCAGUACCCCGCUCUGCACUGGGAACAUGAACUCGGCUUGGCCUUCACCAAGAACCGGAUGAACUAUACCAACAAAUUCCUGGUGAUCCCAGAGUCGGGAGACUAUUUCAUUUACUCCCAGAUCACAUUCCGAGGAAUCACAUCUAGGUGUGGCGACAUCAGCCAAGGGAAACAACUAAACAGGCCAGACUCCAUCGUCGUGGUUAUCACCAAGGUAACAGACAACUACCCCGAGCCUGCCCAUCUCCUCACAGGAACCAAGUCUGUGUGUGAAAUAAGCAGCAACUGGUUUCAGCCCCUCUACCUUGGGGCUAUGUUUUCCUUGGAAGAAGGGGACAGGCUGAUGGUAAAUGUCAGUGACAUCUCCUUGGUGGAUUACACAAAAGAAGAUAAAACUUUCUUUGGAGCCUUCUUGCUAUAAGGGGACAACAGCUAUAAUCAUGCAGGGCCUCCUUGCCUCCUGCUUUCCAAUAUUCUUUGCUCACGGAACUAUAAUCAGGGGUGUAGGGGAUCAGGGAGAGGGGACAGUGCUUUAGCUACAUAAUUUAGGAACCCAAAGUUGAUCCUCUAUAUACCUUAUGGACUGAAACGGUAAAUGGAAAAUUCAGAAGAGCUCAUGUUUGGUAGAGACCUGCUGGGUUUUUGAAACACCCAUCUCCAAUGGUGCAAUCUACUGCUCUCAAGACAUGAUGUUUCUGAGGUGCCCUCCUUCCUGUUCAUUGAUCAUUUAAGGAUGCUUAGUCAGUGACUCCAGUCUGGCUCCAUGGUCAGAAAAGGAGAAUGAAAUGUUCUGCCUGCCUCUAUCUCCAUGGUGCAUGAGAGCCUCGAGCAGCAUGGACUUACUGGAAAGGACUUGAACAAAAGCAGCCAAAAUGACCAGAUCACCUCCUCCACUAAACCCAAGCUUUGUGUCAAGGGCCUUCAAAGCUGCCCAUGGGGGAUCUGGAUGGCUUGGAAGUUUAUCCAAGACAGGGAUCUCCUGGUAUCCUGAGGUGUUUGAGGCUCUGGAAAGGUCCCCACCACGUAUUCAUUUUGCCCCGAUUGUUGAAAACUGGAACUCAAAUUUUCUAUUGAUUUUGUUUAAUAUAUAUAUAUAUAUUAAUAUAAUAUAUAUGGACUCAAAUCAGCACUUAUGUUUCCAAGGUGCUGUUCCCACAGCAAGCAUAAGGCUACUGUUUUUAAAAGCAAGAUGGAAAAAAUGCUUUUUAAAGACAUGUGAUGGAGUCAGGGGUGGUGGCACCCAUCUGUAAUCUGUAAUCCCAGUACGUGGGAGGCUGAACCAGGAGGAUUGCCAUGAGUUUGAAGACAACCUGGGCUAAGUAGUAAUUUUCAGGCAAGCCCGGGCUAUAUAACAGGACCUUGUCUUAAAUUAAAAUAAAAAAAAAAAAAUAGAGCACAGGCUGGUCCUUAAAGAUAAAGUAAUAUAUUCAAGGAUUUGGGAAAGAGGGCACGUGUUUUAGAAAAUAGUUAAUUUAGUGAGAAACAUUUCACUGCUUAAAUGUUUCUCAAAAGGCUACAGAACGCCAAUCGAUUCCAUAAACAUUUACUUAGUACUUGCUUGCCCUGGGGACAGAGACGUAAAUUAUUUCAGUCUCAGAUACACUCGUUCUAACAGAUUGGCAUCUCCAUCAUCUGUGGAGCUGUAAUCACGCUGGUUGUAUUAGCUAAUUAAUUAGCUAACUUGAGACACAUUGGUGUUUUCCUAAUAUGAAUAUGGGUACCAUUUGAUGAAGGACAGUCAUUAACACAACGAUUUGUAUUUCCUCUUGAGUGUUUUUAUAAUAGCUAUGCAAGGGCAGUUUCCUGUGAAUAAAUGAGAGGGGAAUAUAGGGCUACAAUUCCCCAUGGUGAGGUCCAGCAUUGAAACAACAAACAGAAAGAGGUUGUUACUGACUGGCCUCAAAUUUUGACACAAACACCUUUGAAAAUACUAGAACUCUAUGGAUGGCCUAGAGGUGCUUCGAAAAGUCUAUGUUCCUAGCAAGAGCCAUACUCAGCAUUCAAAGGUCACUUGAAUUUUGGCCUUGGCUGGCUUUGGAUCUGUUUGAGAGAACACAAUGGCUAGGCUGUACUUUCUGAGUUGGUUUUGUUGUUUUACUAAGGUACAGCAGGGGAAAAGGAAAGUGGACUUCUCCCACCUCAUCUCUUGGAACAUAUUAGGUUUCACACAUGCCAGAGCCCUUGGGUCCGAUGCGGUGCAAGCCACGUCACCCCAAAGGAAAUUCCAAUUCUGUGCUUGUCAGUAACUCCUCUGGAUUAUAGAGGCCCUUGAGUUCACUGUGCACAGGCAUGACCAUUGCCAGCACUCUCUUGCAUAUUUUUCUCAAGUGCUUACUCAGUUGGGUUUCCACAAUUGUGACAUUGGGGAUUAAUUUCUAGAGCAGGUUUGUUUAUAUUCUGUCUCUUGCAAAACACAUGCAGAUAUGUACGGCCUCAAAAUCCCCUGUUAUUUUAGGGCUUAGGAUCCUGGGAGUAUUUUGCUGUUUUCAGUAGUAUUUUAUUUAAGCUUGCAUAAUUGUCCUGAAUAUUAGCAGUAUUAUAACAUAUUGGCUACUAGCCUUUGGAGAAUUCAGUGAGCCCUUUAGUACUGGUGACAGUAUUAGAUCAGAGUAGCUACAUUCAUGCCUUGCCCUUCUUUAUUAUAGUUCAAACUUCCUGAGCUCUGUCACACAUUUACUUCUUCCAUCUACCCAUCUUGAGGAGACUUGCAAACCCAAAUUGCAGUUACUUUUCCAGAACCACACAGUAUGUUAAUUGAAUAACCAGAGCUAGAAGUCUGUCUUCUAACUCUCUACUCUUGGUGAAUGUCACUCAAUUUGAUGCAACUAGAGGAGAAAUUGAAGAGAGCAGGAGAAAUAUCUUUGACUGCCUAUGGGGCAAUGCAGAAGAGUAAGGAGACUGCUUACACAUGGUGUUCAUACCUAAACCAAUUUUCUACUCCAAAUAGAUUUUUUUCCUGGUAGUGAUAGCUCAUUCUCUGGAGCAAGUCAAGCAAAAGGAGAGUUUUGUAAAAGUCAUUGCAUCGUGGAGGUCAGGGGAGGGAUUAGGCCAAAGGAUUCCUUUUCCAAUCUAUAGCCCUGUGGCCACCCUUUGGUGGACUUCUAUUUGCUCACAACUAACACGACAGCCCUGCCAAGAGUUUGGUGGUUCUCAUUGAACUAGAAAAGUAAUCUCCACCCCCCCCCCAUUGACUCUGGGGUCUUGGCCAGUAGAGAAAAUGGCAUGAGAUUUCAGAGCUGACAUGAGCUUCCGUUCAUCUAUCCAAACUUACAUCACUUCAACAACAAAGAACCACAGGCUCGGAGAGCUGACAUCCAAAGCUUGGUGCUGGGCAGUAGCUUGAUGGAGUGUUGAAACUAAACUAGACUUCCUGUCCCCUGACCAUGCUCAGCAGCCUUUCAAUUGUUGACUGGUUUUAGUUUUUGUAUUUUUUAACUUUUUGAGCACCUGUUAUACCUAGAUGCUUUCACGAUAAGAGGGUCCGUGACAGGCAAGUCCUGCUCCACUCUGUGCACACAAGAGGAAGGAGACUCAUAGGAGUGAGUAAAUAGAAUAGUGAACUUCCAUGAUUUUAGUCUUAAAGUCAUUAAGACACACCACUUUCCCCUCUUUUGUCUUGGAGGGUAUCCAGGCUGAACAGAUGUCGGUGUUCGCCUGACUUUAGUGAUGAGCCCUAUGUGCUUUCAUUGAUUGUAUGUUUUAUGUUAAAACGUCACAUCACCCUGGUAAAAUGCAUAUUGUAUGUUGUUGGGUAUUUAAUUAACUAGUAUGCAUCCCGUGUUAUGGAUCUUAAUCUCUAUAAAUGAAAAAUUAUACAUGUUAACAUAUAUAAUAGUUGUAAUUUAAUAAACUGGCAUUGAAGGCUGAA
Molecule: messenger RNA, 4282 nt
Organism: Peromyscus leucopus (white-footed mouse)
Lineage: Eukaryota; Metazoa; Chordata; Mammalia; Rodentia; Cricetidae
Gene: Tnfsf15
Product: TNF superfamily member 15
Exons: 4
Coding region: 50-835 (261 amino acids)
Biological process (GO): immune response
Cellular component (GO): membrane
Molecular function (GO): tumor necrosis factor receptor binding
Source: RefSeq, a predicted model, not a curated record